Messenger RNA from Alternaria atra, 714 nucleotides. RefSeq lists its product as uncharacterized. Gene Ontology annotation, molecular function: protein binding. Gene Ontology annotation, biological process: protein transport to vacuole involved in ubiquitin-dependent protein catabolic process via the multivesicular body sorting pathway. The transcript has 2 exons. Gene Ontology annotation, cellular component: ESCRT-0 complex. NCBI's taxonomy places the organism in Eukaryota, Fungi, Ascomycota, Dothideomycetes, Pleosporales, Pleosporaceae. The record is from RefSeq and is a predicted model, not a curated record. The coding region runs from base 1 to 714 and encodes 237 amino acids.
AUGGCGGACAGCUUCAGAAAUGCGAUGAUCAACCGAUCGCUUCGCGACAUAAAGAACAACCUCGAAUUCCUCGUCGAAUCCAAUGUCAUCACCUCGGCACAACACGACACCAUCGCAUCGCAACUCCCCGUCUCAGCCGAGAACAGCACGCGCGCCCUCCCCGCCGUGCCGACCGCCCAACUCUCCCAGAUGAACAUCAAGAGCGAGCCAACGCCUCCCCCAGAGAAGAAGAACACCAACAUCGGAUAUUACGCCGACAACACCGCCAAUGCGCCGCCGCCAGCCUACCCCUCUGUCCCCGCUACCCCCGCCGCGCCCGCUGUCCUCGCCUACGCCUCAGCAAUGUACCAGUACAACGCCCAAGACGCCGGCGACCUGGCUCUCAUGCCCAACGACAAGGUUGUCGUGACCGAGUACAUGAACAACGAGUGGUGGAAGGGACGCAACGAGCGCACCGGCAUGGAGGGUAUCUUCCCUGCUAGCUACGUCCGCAAGGAGGAGAAGAGCGUUAUGCCCGCCUACACUCCCUCAGCGCCCGCCCCCAGCAACUACGGCAACAUGCCUCUCGACGUCGCUUCGGGUGCGCAAGCGCCGCCCGCUGAGCCCAGCAAGAUGGAACAGAACGGCAAGAAGUUUGGAAAGAAGUUGGGUAACGCGGCUAUCUUCGGUGCUGGUGCGACGAUUGGUGGAAACAUUGUCAACUCCAUCUUCUAG